Fusarium tjaetaba is the source of this 1248-nucleotide messenger RNA. Its product is annotated as DAL5-Allantoate and ureidosuccinate permease. Gene Ontology annotation, cellular component: plasma membrane. NCBI's taxonomy places the organism in Eukaryota, Fungi, Ascomycota, Sordariomycetes, Hypocreales, Nectriaceae. The record is from RefSeq and is a predicted model, not a curated record. Bases 1 to 1248 code for a protein of 415 amino acids. The transcript has 6 exons. Gene Ontology annotation, biological process: tripeptide transport; transmembrane transport; dipeptide transport. Gene Ontology annotation, molecular function: allantoate transmembrane transporter activity; dipeptide transmembrane transporter activity.
AUGAGUUUAAAGGAAAACCGCAGCUGUCCUAGCCAGGAUAAAGCCUCAAUAGAGCUUUCGAACAAACAUUCUAGUGCCAGUGUCGGAGAAGCAAACUCAACCUUGACAAUGACCCCGGCCGAGGAGCGAAAGCUGGUUCGAAAGAUUGACCUGCAUUUGAUGCCCUUAAUGUUCGUUCUAUACCUUUUUCAGUAUCUUGACAAGACGUCCCUUGGCUACACUGCAAUCAUGGGUAUCUUGCAGGAUGCAAACCUUAGUGGCAAUCAAUACUCCUGGGUCUCUAGCUUCUUUUAUGUGGGAUUCCUCAUUGCUAGUCCUCUUUCUUCAAUUCUCCUGGUCAAAUUCCCAGUGGCUAAAGUCGUUGUCUUGACUGUGCUCAUUUGGGCAGGCAUCCAGAUGGUUAUGGCUGCUGGCAAGAGCUUUGCCAGUCUGGCUGUUUUGCGUAUCCUACUCGGUGCUUUUGAGGCUGCUAUUGGCCCAGGCUUUACAAUCAUCACGUCCACUUGGUACAAACCCUCUGAACAUGCCUUGCGUCACGGUCUCUGGUAUGGCGGAGCUAGUGUGGCAUACAUAAUAGGCGGUAUCAUGGCGUAUGGCAUCUCCCAUAUCGACAGUGCAAUCAAAAGUUGGCAGUUUGGAAGCGUUAUCAUAAAGGACUUUGGAUACAGUGUGCUCCAAACCCAACUUCUGUCUAUGUCGGUAGGCGCGUUUCUUCUCUUCUUUGUCAUCUUGACUGUAGGGAUUUCGAUGACACUGAAGAAUGCGCGAUGCCUGUCUAUUGCUAUUCUUAAUUUUAUAUCCUUGGCUGGGGUCUUGAUGGUUAAGCUUCUUCCAGAGUCCAACAAGAUUGCCCGUCUUGCAGGCAUCUGGCUGGUUUGCGCACAAGCCAGUGCUUUCCCAACAACUCUCAGUUUGGUUUCCAGUAAUAUCACCGGGCACACAAAGAAAGCUACUGUCAAUGGGAUGCUAUUUGUUGGAUUUUGCGUUGGGUACAUUAUUGGGCCACUUACGUUUAUUGCGCAAGAAGCCCCUGGCUACAAGACUGCAUUUAACAUCAUGGUAGCCUGUUAUGUUCUUAACAUUGUCAUUGUUACCUCCAUGAGACAGAUAAUGGCAAGAUGGAAUAAACAAAGAAAUCAGCAGCAUGGAGCUGAGGCUGUCUCAGAUGGACACAUUCUUGAACACGCAGGCCAGGCUGAUCUUGAUGAGACUGAUUGGGAGAACCAAGAGAUCCGUUACUCUUUGUAA